Molecule: messenger RNA, 3325 nt
Organism: Notodromas monacha
Lineage: Eukaryota; Metazoa; Arthropoda; Ostracoda; Podocopida; Cyprididae
Source: the annotation of a GenBank genome assembly
AGAUAGAAAGAGAAGUGAGCAUAGAAGUGAGAAAAAUCGCGCGGAACAAGAACGACAACAGCGGAAAGAAAAAUGUUGUCGGAACGAAGAUGGUCCGAAGGUUCCGCGUUGCGUUUCCUAAAGGCCAAAGCGAACCAAUUGUCGCUGUCGGCGCCGUCGAGUCCGUCUCCGUCGACAUCCUCGCUGUCGUGGUCGACGUCCAUGUGCUCCUCGUCCGAGUUGCUGGACGGUCAGUCGGUGGAAGACGUGAGCAGCGGAAGUAGCAGCGAACCCGGAACCGAGGAUGUGCCCGGAUUUCCGCCCGGUGAAAUCCGCCAACACGCCACCGACGGCUUCAUGAAGCGCUUUUGGCGCCGGAAGAAGAGUCUCACCAUCAACGAAUACGAUCCUUCGUUCAAAGUCAUCUACUUGGGGAAUGUGCUCACUGGCUGGGCGAAAGGCGAGGGUUGCGUGGAUCGUCCGUUGGCAACUUUGUGGAAAAACUACAAGGCGCAGAACGGGAAACAAGAGAUUCAAAUGAAGAUGACAGUCUCCAACAGUGGGCUGAAGGCGUUUACGAAAGAACACGGAUUGACCGAGUACUGGAGCAACCGCGUGACUUUCUGCAACACGCAUCCCCGAUUCCCAAAAGUUUUCUGUUGGGUGUACCGUCACGAAGGCAGACGCCUGAAGCAGGAACUGCGGUGCCACGCUGUGUUGUGUCCCAGUGAGGCCAAGGCUGGGAAACUGGCCCAGGCUUUGCAGGACAGACUCCAGUUUGCCCUCCAGGAGUUCAGGCGAGAUAAACUGAACCGACAGAAGGCGAGGCUGAGUUUGGCCAACUGCGUCUACGAUGUGCCUUCGCUCCCUAGACGGAAGCAGUUGCUUAGCACGGGCAUGAAUAAUUACAGACCUCCGUUGGAGCGGUCGAAAUCCGCGCCGAAACUCAAGUCGAUCGAAGAAGGCUACGAAGAAAGCGCCUUGGAGGACCUCGUCGAAGAGGACGAAGACAAUGAGGAAACCCUGCUGGACGAAGCACCCAUCAUCAAUGGUACCCAUCCCAACCCGACGUCGAAUCCGGAAAUAAUCACUGACCAAGACCAGGACGACGAAGAAGACGAAGUCUCCUUUGCCUACAACCCGGACUCGAGUUCGUGUCCUUGCGCCAAGUCCGGCGAGUGCCAGUGUCAACGACAGAAACCCGGCGAGUUGUACGGAACCCUUCCGGGUCAGCUCCUGGGUGUCGAAGCCCCCGACGACUACGAAGAAGAGGAAGAAGAAGAAGAAGCUAGUUCGUCACCGCCGACGUCGUCUCGGUUGUUGCCGAGGAGCUCUUUGCCGAGUCACGUGUUGCCUGGGCCCGUGAGGGUUGACCCGAGUCCCCACGAGCCCAGGUCCUCGUUUUCCUUGGGUUCCCGCGUGUGUCCCGGGGAGAAGCCGCACUGCGAAGCUGGGCUCUGUGAUGAGCAGUUUUGCAGCGCGAGGUCGUCGACGCGACUGGCGGAAGACCUGGAACGACUGCGACUGGACGGGGCUCCAGACCUUGUCCUGGAGUCUAACAACAAUAUCAACAACAAUAAUAAUAUCACGAGCAACACGUUUGUAGCGGAGAAGAAGGGAUUUGACGAGAAGGAGAUUCUGAGGGCUGUCACGAUUGCUGGACUCGUCGGGUGCUUCAGGCAGUCAAAGGCCUGACGUUGGAAAAGCGUUUGCAGUUUGAGCAGUAGUUUUUUUUUUUUUUUUGGAGGGCAAGGGGGGUUCAUAUUAUUUUAUUUUCCGUUUCUUCCCGGUGUGGCUUUUUUUUGGGGGGGAUCCGUGGAAAAUCAGUCACCCGGAAAUCAUCGCAGCUAUUUUAUUCCUGGCACAAUCCGUUUGCGAUCUCCCAUUUCUUGGACUUGAAAUAAUGUUGGUCUUGUCGGAUGAAAUCUGUAGAAAAACCGAAUUCAAACCCUUCAGUGGAAGAUGAAGAAAAAUUUUUUUUUUUAAAUCACCUUGGAUUUGCUACUGCUGACCUGGAGUUCUUGUCCAGACGUUACCUUUAAAUGUAGAGAGAAAAAAAACCUUCCUACUUCGAUUACACCGGUUUUUGGAAAACGAAAGGUUUUGAUCCCGACUUAGUAUUCCUUGAAUUAUCGGAUAACUUAAUUGAUUAUUUUCAAGUUUAUAAUUUUGAAUUACAUCUUGCACUAAUUUCGUGACAUUAUCGGUGAUAAUUUUUUGUCAGUCGUGUCUUUUUGGUUUUUUGUAAUUUUCAAGAAGGAUUUUUAUCAUUGCCUUACCAGUGUCCUAAUUAUGUUUUCCCACCAAGGUUUAAAUCUGGGAAAAGGCGGAAACUUCGAAAUGAGUGAAUGAGUUAAAUGCCUCACUUGAAUGUUCUGUAAAUUUACUGAAAGUUUUGCUGCUGCCAAAUGUCAACAAUCUUUUUAAUGACAAUGUCCGUAAUCUGACGAUUAUUUUCAAACGAAAAAAAAAUUUUUUUUUGCUAAAUUUUUGUUUUGGAAAUACUGAUGAAUUUAAAGGAUUCGCUGAAAUAUUAACUCUUGGACAGAACAUGAAAUUCCAGGACCGCCAUUAAAAAAAAUUUCCAUCGAAUGAACUGAGACCAUACCUUGUUAUUGAUUCCUCAAUAACUCGUAGGAUUCUGACUGAUUAAUUUCUGAAGCAAGGAAAAACAGCUUUCGAUCCACGCCUCGUUUUGUCUCAUUCAUGGAUUUCCGCUGACAAGACUUCAUGUGAUCCGUUUGUUGAGUUUAGAAUUCUUCUUUGAAACAACAUUAUACUUUUGAUCUUGCUCGGGGGCAUAUAUUUUUUUCACGUUUUGGGUGGCUGAUUUUUCAUGCGACGAGUCUGGAAAAGGUGCUGAAGUGUGAAAGUGUGAGACGGGAGAUUUAGGAAGACAUUCGAUCAUGUUUCGCGAGAAAAAAAAACUAGAAUUUAAAAAAAAAAACAAUUGAGUAAUUAGAAAGCAGGGAAACACACGGAUGAGCAGUGGUUACCGCUUCUAGUGAAAUAGUUAUUUUAUUUUGGCUUGCUGCAGAGUGGAGUUGCUUCUGGCAAUUUCAGCUGGUGUUGUGCAAAUGCGGGAUUUGAAAUUUUAAAAACAAUUUUUUGGAGGGCAAUGACGACGGCUGGGGAGGACAGGAUUGCUGGUUUGUGAUUCAGUGCUGAAUUUGGCACUGGUUUCCGCAAGCGGUUCCUGAGGCUAUAGGUUCAUUAUUUUGUGUUUUUUUAAUUUAUGUAUGAGCUGCAUGGAGGGAGUGUUUUGAUUGAUUUGAAACCGCUCUGCAAUUUCUUUUCUGUGGUUCAAAUGUGUGUGAGAGAAAGAAUACACAUCUUGCAGCCAAUA